GGGUGGAUUUGUGACGCUGUCAUGACAGGCAAAAAAGGAAGCUGGCUCAUAUGACAAUUUCAAUUGCUUUGUCGUCGCGUCCUCAAACAGUUUGAAUGAGAAAGCCAGAGGUCCCGCCCCUCUGACCUUUUCAAAUGGGAAGGAGGUGAGGGGAGAGCACGCAACUGGGCACUUGAGAUUCUUCCCUUGAUGCUUUCUACUCGAGUCCUUUAUACACAGAGUUGCGUUGACACAGUACAGAGCAAGCACGUUUUUCCGUGUCAGCCAAGGCAGCAUCGUGUCUUUGUGCUACAGGAGCGACUCAGACAGAAUCAUAGACAUUGAAUAGAAAAAACAACGCAAGGAGAGACACAGACAACAAGCUAAAAUCUGUGUCCCCACAGGAUCGAGCAAUGUCUAGUUUAAAGAAAAGAAAUUCGAAUUCGUCAGUCGACCGGGAUGUGGAAGACAAGGAGGUUACGGAGAAGAUGCUCUCUCCGGCCGGAGGGGAGAAUGGAAACUCGAGCCGAACGGGAGGCGCACCAGGAAGCCCGGACAAGGUAUCUGUACCCGGCAAAGAUAAGGUUGUCCUAGAGAGAACCAUUACCCUGGUGAACGGCGUAGCUAUCAUUGUGGGUACCAUUAUCGGCUCGGGUAUCUUUGUGACCCCGACUGGAGUGGUAAAGGAAGCCGGGUCAGUCGGACUGUCCCUUGUUGUUUGGGCAGUGUGUGGAGUGUUCUCAACCAUAGGUGCCCUGUGCUAUGCUGAGCUGGGCACCACUAUUUCCAAAUCAGGUGGAGACUAUGCGUACAUCCUUGAAGUGUAUGGUUCCCUGCCGGCUUUCCUGAAAUUGUGGAUCGAGUUGCUCAUCAUCCGGCCAUCAUCGCAGUACAUUGUCGCGUACGUCUUCGCUACCUACCUCCUCAAGCCCAUUUUCCCUGACUGCCCAGUGCCCGAGAAUGGGGCGAAGCUGAUAGCCUGUCUUUGUAUCUUGCUGUUGACUGCUAUAAACUGCUACAGUGUGAAAGCAGCCACGAGGGUCCAGGAUGCCUUCGCUGCUGCCAAGCUCCUUGCCUUGGGCCUCAUCAUUAUUGUGGGCUUUGUGGAGAUUGGCAAAGGUGACACAGUCAACCUCCUACCAGAAAAUUCUUUCAAGAAUUCAAAUUACGAUUUUGGGAACAUUGGUCUGGCCCUGUACAGUGGUCUGUUUGCCUAUGGGGGCUGGAAUUACUUGAACUUUGUUACAGAAGAAAUGAUUGAACCUUACAAGAACCUGCCUCGUGCAAUCAUCAUCUCCCUUCCCAUCGUCACUGUGGUGUACGUACUAACUAACCUGGCCUACUUCACUACUCUGAGCCCAGAUGAGAUGCUCAGCUCUGAGGCAGUGGCUGUGGACUUUGGAAACUACCACCUGGGCCCCAUGGCUUGGAUCAUCCCUGUGUUUGUGGGACUGUCCUGUUUCGGCUCCGUCAAUGGCUCUCUCUUUACAUCAUCCAGGUUGUUCUUUGUGGGCUCAAGAGAGGGCCACCUCCCCAGUCUGCUGUCCAUGAUCCACCCCAACCUGCUGACCCCUCUGCCGUCACUCAUCUUCACAUGCCUGAUGACGCUGCUAUACGCCUUCUCCAACGACAUCUUCUCCGUCAUCAACUUCUUCAGUUUCUUCAACUGGCUCUGUAUUGCCAUGGCGAUCAUUGGCAUGAUGUGGCUGCGCUACAAGAAACCUGAGCUGGAACGACCAAUCAAGGUGAAUAUCCUGCUGCCUAUCAGCUUCGUCCUGGCUUGUAUGUUCCUUAUCGUGGUGUCCAUCUGGAAAACACCUGUGGAGUGUGCCAUCGGCUUUGGCAUCAUUGCCACGGGAGUGCCAGUCUACUUUAUUGGCGUUUGGUGGCAAAACAAGCCCAAAUGGCUCCUUCAAUUAAUCUUCUCUUCCACGGCGCUGUGCCAGAAGAUGAUGGAGGUGGUACCACAGGAGUCCUAAAGUGGAGAUAAAUCGAUGAAGCCCUCGACACGGAAAACCCAGUAACUGCUCAUUUACCCUACCCCCCUGCACCCCUGCCCCCAGUGUACACCCUAAAUCAGCCCCUAUCAAUGUGUUCUUCAAGCACACUCCAAUCAUUCCCCCUGAUCUGCUGUAGUGAAGGAGAGCCAUGCUGCAGACUGGUUUACAUGUCAGAGCCCCUCCUUCAUUCCUCCGCACCAGGCAGGGGCACGGCCACCUCCACGCUACUCAUAGGCCGUUUGAUAAGUGCUGGGAUAUAUUCAGACAGGUUUUCACUGCAUAGUAUCCGUUUAAAAGGGCCAAUACAGUCAAAACAUGGUGAUCCUGUGUUUUAUAAUUCCAUACUACGAGGUUGGAAUAAUACUGUGAAAUUGUGAAAAUGAUCAUAAUGCCCUUUUCGUGAAGAGCUAUUUGAAAAGACUACC
Messenger RNA from Salvelinus sp. IW2-2015, 2404 nucleotides. It is a transcript of the gene slc7a5, whose product is annotated as solute carrier family 7 member 5. Gene Ontology annotation, molecular function: L-amino acid transmembrane transporter activity; neutral L-amino acid transmembrane transporter activity. Gene Ontology annotation, cellular component: membrane. The record is from RefSeq and is a predicted model, not a curated record. Lineage: Eukaryota; Metazoa; Chordata; Actinopteri; Salmoniformes; Salmonidae. Gene Ontology annotation, biological process: neutral amino acid transport; amino acid transmembrane transport.